UCAUGUAGGAAUGUUAUCUAAGAAGUUAUCGGCCCGAUAAAGAUAAAAAUAAAUUCGUAAAUGCUAGGAUAUUUGGCAGUAAAUUGAAUUAUAUUUAAAAUGAUACUAAGUUUGAAAUUGAUUAGUUAAUUAGGAAACUCCAUGCAGUGUUUAAAAAAACAUUUUUUUUAUUUUUUGUACUUAAUUUAACCACAUAUUAAUUUUUUUUCGAAACGUUAUUAAUAGUUCCUAAAUUAAUCAAUUAACUUCAAGCAUAGCAUGACUUUCUCGAUAUAGUUAAAUCUACUAUCAAUUUAUCCAAAUAUUUAUAAAAUUAUUUUUAUCUUCAUUAGGUUAAAAACUUCAGACAAUCCUCAUAUUCAAUGGAGCGCAGGGGUAGCAACAAAAAAGUGUAUGGAGAACGAUGCGCACGCGCGAAUACGAGGGCAAUCGAUGUGCUUUGCCGACUGAGUAUAUUACAGCACAGAUUGUGUGUUAUGGGUUUUUCAGAGCACGCUGGGAAGGAGGUUGAGCAAGCAAACACUUUUUUGCUCAAUUAGUAUUAGGGCAUGGCAGGUAUUCAUGGGCAGUUUACUAGUCUCAUAUUGCUACUCAGUCUAUUAUUGCAAAGUCAUGAAGAAGUGUUGGCCUGUCCCGGAACUUGUUCUUGCAAGUGGAAGGCCGGUAAAGAGUGGGUGGAGUGCGCCGGCCGUGGACUGCAGGGUUUACCACAAGGUGCUCGCGAGGAAACCCAGGUGCUAGAUUUAAGCAACAACCAACUGCUCAGUCUUGAGGCUGAUUGUUUCUUCGUGUUACGAUUAGUAAAUUUGCAGCGGUUAUAUCUCAGUCGCUCACGACUGCGUCGCGUGGCUACACGCGCUUUCACCGGACUUCAAGGACUAGUUGAACUUGAUUUAUCAGAUAAUGAAUUAGAACAAGUUCCUUCAGACACUUUUGCUUCCAUAGCCAACCUAAUGCGGUUGAGCAUGGCGGGAAACCCGCUAGGCGAACUACACCGCGAGUCCUUUCAACAUCUUGGUCAGUUAAGCUUCCUUGAGCUGAGUCGUUGCCAGCUACAUAAUAUAGAAGAGAUGGCAUUUAUGGGACUGCACGCUCUUGAAUGGCUUAGACUUAAUGAUAAUUUACUUACCACCCUGUCUCAACAGGCGCUACCCGCUCCAAGAACCCCACUUCAUGGUCUACCUCUGCAUGGUAAUCCUUGGAAAUGUGACUGCCAUCUACAAGAAUUACGUAGUUGGUUAGAUAUGUCUCAGGCGCAGGCACCGCAAGAAGCUGAACCUGGUUGUGCUCAACCUUUAAGGCUGAAGGGGCGUAGGCUACGUACUCUUAAAAUUCACGAGCUCGCAUGUGUUCCUGAGCUCACGAUACGCCACUCUGCGGUAUUGAAUUUAAUUCAGGGAGAAAACGCAAGCAUUAGUUGUGAAGUACACGCCAAUCCAAAACCAACAACGCUAUGGUUACUUAACGGCGAACCUCUUAGUAUCCCCUCGGUUACUAGGUCUACCGUCACAAGUGAAUUUUUUACAACAGCGAAUAGAUAUAGUUACAGUGAGAAAAUUAACGAGGACGAAAUGAUAGUAACAAUGGAAAUUAUAGGUGUAGAGAUAACAGACGAAGGUAGUUAUAUUUGUCAAGCUGAAAAUGCUGCUGGUUUAGUUUGGAAAAAUACUACAUUACACGUAAUGAGCCGUGAGCUAGCAAAUCUUGAUCCUCCGCUCCAGUCUGAAGACAGCAUAGAGAACUCCACAACAGAAAGCGCAGGCUACGCUGCGGCUAUUGCAGCAGGUGCACUCUUAGGUACUCUUUUAGCAUUAGGUUGCCUUUUUCUUGGCAUAUUUUUUUAUGCGCGUCGAUUACAUUCUUUUGGUACAAAAGCCAAGUCAGAGUUCAAACAAAUCACGGACUCUGGUUCAAAUUUGGAAACAAACUGCAGCGUGAAUACAGGUUUGCCAAGUGGCUUCAUACCAGCUUCCAUACUCAAAAAACCUGGGGUCACAAAAACUUCUGAAGAAUUUAAUUCUAAUACACAAGAACUAGGUGAAUUAUCUAAUGCCCAUCCGCGGCGUCGUUUUAUCGAGCCUGACCUCAUUAAUGAAGUACCGAGCCAAUCAACAGUAUCUAAUUAUCUUCAACAACCCCAAUUAAAUCAGAUAGAAAACUAUUCCAACUGUCUUGACCGUGACGGUUAUCCACUAAAUUUUGGUUUACCUAAACUUAAUUGUCUCGGCAGGGAACGCUUAAGAUGUACUAGUUUACCUAGGUUACGUCAACGCCAAAAUCAACUUCUUCAUUCAAACAUAUCUUUAACUCAGCAGCAAAUAGAAUCCGCUUUCUCACCACAGGAAUGUUAUUCAAAAGAAGCGGAAAUUUUAAUGGAAGACCAGCCAUCAAUGGCUUUUCUCGACCUUGGUUACGCUGCCGUCGUGCAGUCGGUACCACUGCCGCCGCCACCUGCCUACCGCGUUCAAUUACCAGCAGAUCUAUCAGUAUUACAACAGCUAUCACCUAGUCAGAGAGCAGGACAAUCCAUUCAGCAUCCAGAAAGUCCUGAUGAAGGUUAUGUCGGUGAUGCCCUAGACGUCUAAUAGAUUUAACUUUUGUUUUAUGAAAAAUCAUGUACACAAUAUUUUAAGCUCAAACAACCCCGAUUAGUAAAAUUCUGGAACUGGAAUAUAGGAAAAUAGAUAGGAUUUUCCGAAGUAUUUUCCCUUGCUCAAUCAGAAAAUUACUUAAUUUUUUGAAUAUUUAGAUAUCAGAAUUUUUUAAUAUUUCAAUUUUCUAAUUUUUCGUUCACAAUUUUGCUAAAAGAAGUUUCGAAAAUUAAUUUUCUAAGAUAAUAUAUAGGUAAUUACCAUUUGAGUAACAACAAAGUUUAUAUAUAUUAUAUUACAAUCUUAUACUAUGAUAGGUAUUUACACACAAUAAGAUAGUUUGACCUAGCUACCAAAAUAUUAAGUUAUUAUAUUAAAUAAUGCUACAGUUAUUUAUAUCAAAGUAAUGCUAAUUGUUAUUAUCAACCUCAUAAAUAUGCGCCGUUAUCUAUAUCAACUUAAGAGUUGUAGAUUUAUUAGUUUUUAGACCAAAUAAACUUUGUAUUAAUUUAUGAGACGAGUAUUUGAUAAUAAGAAAUAUAGCGAAAUAAGCAUGUUAAAAUUACCUUGUUGAAUAUAUAUUCGGAACAGGCUAUUCGAAAGGACCUAUUUAAAAAGUCAAAUUUUUUAACUACUAAACUUAAUUCUAUGAUCCCUAGGCUUAAAAACGUGUUUUUGGUUUUUUUGAAAAACAUUUAUUCUACUCACAGUUCCCUUCAAAACAACUGAAAAAAUUCAUGGAGGGGCCUUUUUCACUGAAAAAAUAUCCUGAUUUUUUCAGAUUUCAAGGAUCAAAAUGGUGACCAGAAAAAAGUGACUGCAAAAACAAGCUAUGAUUUGCAUGUUAGGCAGCCCUUGAAAUCUAUCUUUAGAUCUAUUCUUCAAGAUGGUUUGUGAUGAAACUUUAAUGAAAAUUUCAGAUUGAGACUGCAUUCGGUUCUCAAGAUAUCCAGGGUCAAAGUUGUUAAUUUUACAUGAGCCCGAAAUCCAAUAUUA
Messenger RNA from Phymastichus coffea, 3587 nucleotides. RefSeq names its product leucine-rich repeat-containing protein 24-like. Gene Ontology annotation, molecular function: protein binding. The transcript has 2 exons. The record is from RefSeq and is a predicted model, not a curated record. Bases 549 to 2585 code for a protein of 678 amino acids. NCBI's taxonomy places the organism in Eukaryota, Metazoa, Arthropoda, Insecta, Hymenoptera, Eulophidae.